AUGGGACAAAGUUUCCCAGUGGCUAGAAAGCCCCAGGUCACUGGAUUAUGUCAUAAUCAGUGAUGUCAUCAGUGGGGAAAUUCUCAAGUUGCCCUGAUUUAAGCCUUUCAGCCUUGAAGCUGGUGGGAUCAAGGAACUGAGAGUGAGAUGGCUCUUCAUAGCAUGUGGGCUCCACAGACAGCAGUCAUAGGGGAUGGGCCUGCCAAGAGAAAGGACGAACAGGCCUCCCUGAAUGCACAGGGCCUCCAGACUGCCUCCUUAAAGAGUGGUCCAGCAAAGCGCGCAGUGUGGGUCCGCCAUAACUGUUCGGAGCCAGAAGAGCCUACUAAAUCAGCAGAAGCCAAGGAGAGGCCCGAAGUAAAGGUGACCAAAGCGGUGGUCGUGGACCUUGGCACUGGCUACUGUAAAUGUGGCUUUGCAGGGCUUCCAAAGCCCUCCUACAAGAUCUCAUCGACAGUGGGCAAGCCCUACAUGGGGACCACCAAAACUGGGGACAGCCGCAAAGAGACAUAUGUGGGGCAGGAGCUUGUCAAUCCAGAGGUUCGCCUCAAGCUAGUUAAUCCUCUGCGGCACGGCAUCAUCGUGGACUGGGACUCAGUGCAGGGUAUCUGGGAAUAUCUCUUCCAAAAAGAGAUGAAGAUCUCCCCAGAAGAGCACGCGGUCUUGGUUUCAGACCCGCCACUGAGCCCGCACACCAACAGAGAGAAGUAUGCCGAAAUGCUGUUUGAGACCUUCGGCACUCCUGCGAUGCACAUCGCCUACCAGUCCCGCCUCUCCAUGUACUCCUAUGGAAGGACCUCUGGCCUGGUCGUGGAGGUAGGCCACGGCGUGUCCUACGUAGUCCCCAUCUAUGAAGGCUACCCUUUGCCUAGCAUCACGGGACGGCUGGACUAUGCGGGCUCUGAUCUGACAAACUACUUGAUGGGCCUGCUGAACAGUUCGGGAAAACACUUCACUGAGGACCAGAUGGGCAUUGUGGAAGACAUCAAGAAGAAAUGCUGCUUUGUGGCCCUGGACCCCAUCGAAGAAAAGAAAGUCCCAGAUACUGAGCAUAUGAUCCAGUAUAUUCUGCCGGACGGGCAGCAGAUACACCUGGGCCAGGAAAGGUUCCUCUGCUCAGAGAUAUUCUUCAAGCCUUCUCUGAUCAAGUCCAUGCAGCUGGGCCUCCACACCCAGACAGUGUCCUGCCUUAACAAGUGUGACAUCGCCCUCAAACGGGACCUGAUGGGGAGUAUCUUGCUCUGCGGGGGGAGCACUAUGCUCAGCGGUUUCCCUAACCGCCUGCAGAGGGAGCUGAGCAGCUUGUGUCCCAAUGACACUCCCCAGGUAAACGUGUUGCCUGAAAGAGAAACUGCAGUGUGGACAGGAGGGUCCAUCCUGGCAUCGCUUCAGGGCUUCCAACCACUGUGGGUCCACCGCUUUGAGUAUGAGGAACAUGGGCCUUUCUUCCUCUACAGAAGGUGCUUCUGAACUCGGACAAAGCAUGGUCCCUGUGGCUGCCAUGUGUCAGCCUUGCCGGGUGAGCACCCACCCCACACAUAGGGAGCUGAGCCAGCACGUUCACUCCAGCAGUAUUAAACAAUCUGUUCCCCUCCACAAUGCGUUUCUCUCUUUCCUGGCUUAGUGAGAACUUCAUACCUGCAGCUCUGCCUUAAAAUAUACAUCUGCCAACACAAAGGUGGAGGUGAGGGGCGGACGACGGAAGAAAGAGGCAUGAAUCUCAUAACUGCUUAAACAUCCUUGGGAGAAACUAGCUCUAAAAUGAUGCUCUCUUAUAUUGUUUCCCAC
Miniopterus natalensis is the source of this 1788-nucleotide messenger RNA. It is a transcript of the gene ACTL7A, whose product is annotated as actin like 7A. The record is from RefSeq and is a predicted model, not a curated record. NCBI's taxonomy places the organism in Eukaryota, Metazoa, Chordata, Mammalia, Chiroptera, Miniopteridae.